GACGGGGCGGGCGCAUGCGCAGGGGGGCGCGCCGCCUCUGCCCCGCGGCGAGGGUGUCUAUGGAGAGGCGGCGGCCGCGGCUGCUGAGGCAGAGGCUGAGGCAGUGGCGAUGGCGCCCUUCCCCGAAGAAGUGGACGUCUUCACCGCCCCACACUGGCGGAUGAAGCAGCUGGUGGGGCUCUACUGCGACAAGCUUUCUAAAACGAACUUUUCCAACAACAAUGAUUUCCGUGCUCUUCUGCAGUCUCUGUAUGCUACUUUUAAGGAGUUCAAAAUGCAUGAGCAGAUUGAAAAUGAGUACAUUAUUGGUUUGCUUCAACAACGCAGCCAGACCAUUUAUAAUGUACAUUCUGACAAUAAACUCUCUGAGAUGCUUAGUCUCUUUGAAAAGGGACUGAAGAAUGUUAAGAACGAAUGUGAGCAGUUAAAUUAUGCAAAACAGCUGAAAGAGAGAUUGGAGGCUUUUACAAGGGAUUUUCUUCCUCACAUGAAAGAGGAAGAGGAGGUUUUUCAGCCAAUGUUAAUGGAAUAUUUUACCUAUGAAGAGCUUAAGGAUAUUAAGAAGAAAGUGAUUGCACAACACUGCUCUCAGAAGGACACAGCAGAACUCCUUAGAGGUCUUAGCCUGUGGAAUCAAGCUGAGGAGCGACAGAAGUUUUUUAAAUAUUCUGUGGAUGAAAAGUCAGAUAAAGAAGCGGAAGUGUCAGAACAAGCCACAGGUAUAACCCAUCUUCCUCCUGAGGUAAUGCUGUCAAUUUUCAGUUAUCUUAAUCCUCAAGAAUUGUGUCGAUGCAGUCAAGUAAGCACUAAAUGGUCUCAGCUCGCAAAAACUGGAUCGCUUUGGAAACAUCUUUACCCUGUUCAUUGGGCUAGAGGUGACUGGUAUAGUGGUCCAGCAACUGAACUUGAUACUGAACCUGAUGAAGAAUGGGUGAAAAAUAGAAAAGAUGAAAGUCGUGCUUUUCAGGAGUGGGAUGAAGAUGCUGAUAUAGAUGAAUCUGAAGAGUCUGCAGAGGAAUCAAUUGCUAUCAGCAUUGCGCAAAUGGAAAAACGUUUACUUCAUGGCUUAAUUCAUAAUGUUCUACCAUAUGUCGGAACUUCAGUAAAAACUAUAGUAUUAGCAUACAGCUCUGCAGUUUCCAGCAAAAUGGUUAGGCAGAUUUUAGAACUUUGUCCUAACUUGGAGCAUCUGGAUCUGACCCAGACUGACAUUUCAGAUUCUGCAUUUGACAGUUGGUCUUGGCUUGGUUGCUGCCAGAGUCUUCGGCAUCUUGAUCUGUCUGGAUGUGAAAAAAUCACAGAUGUGGCUCUAGAGAAGAUUUCUAGAGCCCUCGGAAUUCUGACAUCUCAUCAGAGUGGCCUUUUAAAAACUACGAGCAAAAUUACUUCGACUACAUGGAAAAAUAAAGACAUUACCACGCAGUCCACCAAGCAAUACACUUGUUUGCACGAUUUAACUAACAAAGGUAUUGGAGAAGAAAUGGAUAAUGAACACCCCUGGACUAAGACCGUUUCUUCUGACAGUUUCACUUCUCCAUAUGUGUGGAUGUUAGAUGCUGAAGAUUUGGCUGAUAUUGAAGAUGCUGUAGAAUGGAGACAUAGAAAUGUUGAAAGUCUUUGUGUAAUGGAAACAGCAUCCAACUUUAGUUGUUCCUCCUCUGGUUGUUACAGUAAAGAUAUUGUUGGAUUAAGGACUAGUGUCUGUUGGCAGCAGCAUUGUGCUUCUCCAGCCUUUGCAUAUUGUGGUCAUUCAUUCUGUUGUACAGGAACAGCUCUAAGAACUAUGUCAGCACUCCCAGAGUCUUCUGCAUUGUGUAAAAAAGCAUCAAGGACUAGAUUGCUUAGAGGACAAGACUUAAUUUACUCUGGGAGUGAAAAAUCUGAUCAAGAGACUGGACGUGUACUUCUGUUUCUCAGUCUGUCUGGAUGUUAUCAGAUCACAGACCAUGGUCUCAGGGUUUUGACUCUGGGAGGAGGGCUGCCUUAUUUGGAGCACCUUAAUCUCUCUGGUUGUCUUACUGUAACUGGUGCAGGCCUGCAGGAUUUGGUUUCAGCAUGUCCUUCUCUAAAUGAUGAAUACUUUUACUACUGUGACAACAUUAACGGUCCUCAUGCUGAUACCGCCAGCGGAUGCCAGAAUUUGCAGUGUGGUUUUCGAGCCUGCUGCCGCUCUGGCGAAUGACCCUUGACUCCUGACCUUUGUCUACUUCAUUUAGCUGAGCAGGCUUCCUUUCAUGCACUUUACUUACAGCACAUUUCUUGUGUUAACCAUCCCUUUUUGAGUGUGACUUGUUUUGGCCCCAUUUCUUCAGUCUCAGAAAUCUUAAUUUACCAGUCCGUUGUACAGUGUUGUUUCUCUUGCAAAUCAUAUUUUUGUUUUAGAAAGGGGUUAGAUCUUUCCGUAAGGGUGAGAACAGUUUUAUCGGUCUUCUUUUAAAUGGAAUGCUUUGAAAAGAAUGUCACUAAUGCCAUGCCAUUUAAAGUAUAUUUUAGAUUAAUUUGAGUUUUAAAGUCAGUGGGGUUAUUGAUUCUCCUUAUAUAUAAACACUGUACCAAGCUUUGCAGAUCUUUUCAAACAUACAUUUUUGAAGUUUUAUUUUCAAAGAUUGCACAUUUUUGAAAACCAGUCUUUUUUUCCAUGUUUCCUUUGUUUGAGCAAUUCUCAGAGGGCCAAUUCAAACAUACCCACAUACAAGAGUCUUUAGGAUAAUAGAAUAAAUUGGCUUCUUGGUGUUAGCUCAGUGAGCUAGCAAAGUACCAAUGUAUUUGUAUUUGCUUUCUUCAAAUACUCCUGGUUCCUACCACUGUCCCUAAAUUGUCAAAUUUGGGAGGGAUUUUUAAAAAUUCCACAAUCAUUUGAAGAUAUGUAUCAAUAAAAUCUACUUUGAGGACUUUACCAAAUAAUUUUUUUGGUGUUUUGAUUUUAUUAGAAAUCUCAAUUCACGUUUAUGUUAGUGUAAAAUAGGACUAAAUAUUUUGGUUUGAGCUCCCUUGAAAUGAUGAUCCUGGCAAUUUUAGACAGAUACCUAAUUUUGUUGAGCUGAAUUGUCUUUUUUGAAAUUAAUUUUGCAGUAGUCAGAGUUUGAAUGUGUAUUGCCUAUCUUCGUUGCUAUGUGAAGAGACAGUGGGAGGGGGGACCUGUCAUUCAGGUAUCGUAUAUUGAAUCAGUUUUAUGUAAUGCUCUGUAUAAUUUUAUGUCCCGAAGAGAAGAGUCAGCAGCAGCAUGCCGUGUGCUUUAGGAAAUUCGUGCAAGGCUGUGGAAGAGGAAUUAAUCUAUAGUCUUGUUACUUGUGUUCCAGGUAUUCUUUUGUUUAUUUUAUGGAGGCAUAGGAGGAGUCUAUCCAAGUACUAAACGGGCCCAACCCUGCUUAGCUUCCAAGAUCAGAUGAGAUUGGGCAUGUUCAGGGUGGUAUGGCUGUAAAGGAGGGGUAAGAGGGGAAGGAGUAGGAAAGGUACAAACUACAGGUGAGCAGAUUUCAGUUCAGGCUAAGAGAAAACUUUGAGACAGAGCUUUGUAAAGAUGAAGGAAGACUCAUUUGAUGAGAACAUGAACAGGGAGAAUCCAUCCAUGUUUUAAGUCUCACUAAUACUUGAAUUAAACACUCCAAGGGAGACUUAAGUCUGGGAUGGGGUGCCUUUCUAAUGGCUCUCUCUGAAGUGUUGGCUCCUGUCAUAGUUGACACUUGCACAAUGUUUUCUUGUAGGACAAGGCAGCUGUGUGAGCGACCUUCUUACAUUUUGAGCUUGUGCCUCUGAGGUGUAAGUAGUUUUGGCUUUUGUGGCACUGUGAGACCCAGCCUCCUUAAAAAAAGUCUGGCCUAAGCACAAAAUAAGAAGUGAAUUCUUGAUUCCCUUGGAUAAUGUGAAAGGAAAUCUAAGCUUAGUGAGCACUUACGGGGUCUGAAGUUUUGUCAGGUUGAUUCUCUUGUAGUUACUGUGUUUUUAUUUCCUUAAGUGUUUAAUAAAGUUGAUUUGAAAAGCUUACAUCAGGGACUAUUUCAAGAAAACAAACUACAAGAAUUCUUCUGAGUAAGUCCAUCCAGCUCCAUACUUUGUCUUACCUGUAUUUACAUGAAUCAUAAGUAAAAUUACUCACCUGGACUCCUGGCCCUGAGUUAUCAAGUGAGGACUCAAGUUUUUCCUCCAUGUAGUCACAAAACAGUAUAAUAUUUUGGGGGAGAAAUCUUGAUAAUGAUUCAGUGAGAUUUCAGGAGUUGACUUAAAUGUUAGCCUUUUACAUUAACUAAUUUGAGCAGGGUAUCCAGGGGAAUACCAGGUGAUUGAGGUGCCUCCCUUUUGCUUUGUCCGGUGGUACUUGAUAUUAGUGAACCUUUCAGUAGGACCCGGAGAUCUCGGUCUACACUCACUUUGGUGUGUCAGCACAUUGUCCUCAAGACUUACGGCUUUUCUACUCUUCCUCUGUAGUUGCAUGGGGGAAAUCGACAACAUCGACACCCAUUUAAUUUUUAUACAUUAACGUCAGAGUAUAGUUAGUAUUUGAUGAAACACUAUAAAUACUUGGUUUAAACUUACCUUGAGUUUUAUGAUUGAUUUAAUGAGUUUUUGGAACUGUUCAUUCUUAGGCUAGAAUGUAAAUUAUGCGAACUGCCAUGGGGUGCCUGACAGGCAUCAGGUACUCAGCGCUGUGCAGUGUUCUAAGUACCUAUACUUACAUAUACUGACUUGUUGAAACAGUGAGAGGAAGUAAUGUGAUCAUUCUGAUCCUACUUGUGGGGAAAAUAAGUAGCACAGAGGUUAAGUAACUCGUCCAUGGAUACCUUGUAAUCUUGGUAAUGACUGUUAUAGGUCAAUCCUUGAACUCUCCCUUGACAAAGAAUUAAUUCAUAGUUGAGGUAUCAGAGGCAUGUAAACACAUAACUAUAAUAUAAUUGGAUAGAGGAAAGCAUAAGGGAAUAAAGUAAAAGGUGAAUAUUUUCCUUAAUUUGGUCCCUCUGGCUUUAUGUUUUGUUUUUUAAAAGUGAGAUCAGAUUCUAGCUAUAUCGCUAGUUCUCAGCCGGAGUCAGUUUAUCCCAUAGAGGACAUUAGACAAUGUCUGUGGAAACAUUUUGGUUGUCAAAAUUUGGCAGAGGGAAAGGAUGCCAAUGACAUUUAGUGGGGAGAGGUCAGGGAUGCUGCUAAACAUCCUCUAAUGAACAGGUUAGCCCUCCACCAAAAAAAAAAAAAGGCCUAAAGUGUCAGUAGUGCUUCUAUUAAGAAUGCUUUAUGUACUUCUUCCAUGUCAGCACAUAUAUUUAAUACCUUUUAAUGGCUUAGUAUAGUGUAUGUGUUUGUGUUUAGUAUAGUAUAUGUGUUUGUCUUAGUCUGUUUAGGCUGCUGUUACAGAAUACCAUACACUGGGUGACUUAAACAACAAACAUUUAUUUCUCCUAUAUUUGGAGGCUGGGAAGUCAAGGGAUAAGGUGUUGGCAGAUCUGGUUUCUGGUGAGAGCUCUUUUUCUCAUUUGCAGAGGGCCAUCUUCUUAUUGUAUCCAGACAUGGCCUAAACAAAGGAAGCAAAUUCUCUCCUGUCUCUUCGUAGAGUGGCAUUCAUCCCAACACAGGGCCUCCAAUCUCAUAAGCUAAUUGCCUCCCAAAAGAACAGUCUCCAAAUACCAUUGCAUAGUUGGGUUUCAAGAUAGGCAUUUUGUGGGGAAGACAAACCUUUAGUCCAUAACAAUGUCUUAAUUUUUUAAAUGACUUUCCCUUUUGGUGAAUGUUUAAACAUACUCCCCCGUGCCAAUACCAUAUUGUUUCAAUAGGAGUAUGUGUGUGUAUAUAUGGGUACGUCGUUACACGUGCAUGUUUGCUCAGUAUUUCUAUAGGAUAAGGUCUUUUUUUUUUUUUUUUAAGAUUUUAUUUAUUUGACAGA
This is a messenger RNA of Mustela erminea (ermine), 5869 nucleotides long. It is a transcript of the gene FBXL5, whose product is annotated as F-box and leucine rich repeat protein 5. Gene Ontology annotation, biological process: intracellular iron ion homeostasis; SCF-dependent proteasomal ubiquitin-dependent protein catabolic process. The record is from RefSeq and is a predicted model, not a curated record. Lineage: Eukaryota; Metazoa; Chordata; Mammalia; Carnivora; Mustelidae. The transcript is spliced from 11 exons. Gene Ontology annotation, molecular function: protein binding. Gene Ontology annotation, cellular component: SCF ubiquitin ligase complex. The coding region runs from base 110 to 2182 and encodes 690 amino acids.